Musa acuminata AAA Group (dessert banana) is the source of this 1213-nucleotide messenger RNA. Its product is annotated as protein RGF1 INDUCIBLE TRANSCRIPTION FACTOR 1-like. The coding region runs from base 169 to 882 and encodes 237 amino acids. Lineage: Eukaryota; Viridiplantae; Streptophyta; Magnoliopsida; Zingiberales; Musaceae. The transcript is spliced from 3 exons. The record is from RefSeq and is a predicted model, not a curated record.
GUUGCUUUACGGGUUACUGAGUUCAAAAGUCUCUUGUUUCCUUCCCCUUUUCCUCUCCUCCCUGCCUCUUCGCUUCCCUUCCCUUGCGUCUCCCGAUUUCCGCUACCAGCCUCCGCCUCGUCGCGGUGCCGACAUUGAUCGGAGCCGUUGGAUCGGGCGCGGGCGGCGAUGAUGAUGAGGAGGGUGGCGGCGUCGCUGGUGCCUCCGUGGCUGGAGCCCCUCCUCUCCACCCAUUUCUUCGCCGCGUGUCCUCUCCACCCGGACGCCCCCCGCAGCGAGAGCAACAUGUUCUGCCUCGACUGCGGCGCUUCCGCCGCCUCCUUCUGCUUCUAUUGCCGCUCCGACCGCCAUUCCGGCCACCGCGUCAUCCAGAUACGGCGGUCGUCGUACCACGACGUCGUGCGGGUGGCGGAGAUCCAGAAGGUGCUCGACAUCAGCGGCGUCCAGACCUACGUCAUCAACAGCGCGCGCGUCCUCUUCCUCAACGAGCGGCCGCAGCCGCGCGGUACCGGACGUGGCGGCGCCUCCGGUUCCUCGGCUGCCGGCCCACCCUCCUCCUCAUCACCCCACACCUGCGAGAUCUGUGCCCGCUCCCUCCUCGACCCCUUCCGCUUCUGCUCCCUGGGCUGCAAGUUGGCUGGGAUAAAGCGCAACGGCGACGCGACUUUUGUGCUGCACCCGGGCGACGAGGACGCCAGCGGCGGCGGGGAAUCAUCGUCGACAGCAGCCGCAGAGGAGAGCAAGGGUGGGCGGAGGGGAAGAUGGGGUGGGGGAUCCUGCGAGGAAGUGGGCCACGACGCCCGAGACCCCGCGCGUCCUCCGCCCCCGCCGAACUCGAGAAGGCGAAAGGGCAUCCCCCACCGCGCCCCCUUCGCCUCCUGACCUGCUGCAGCAUGUGAAUUACUAAGAAGAAGAAGAAGCAGAAGCAUAUAUUACUAUUAAAACAAGACGAGCCAUUUAGAUUCAACGCUUCCCAUCCCAGGAAAACUCCUCCUCCUCUCGGUAAUAGCACACGGCAACACAAAGAGAGAGAGAGAGAGAGAGGGCCAAACCGAAACAGGUGCAAAUUCUAUUCCAUUCACAGUGCGAGUGUAAUAAGUGAAUCAUUGAUAUUACAAUUAUGGUUAUUCGCUGUCUAUUCUUAUGCGAUGCCUUUAUAACGAGGCAAUCCUUCUUCUUUUCUCUCCCCAUAAGAAAUGUAGGUCUUCUCUCA